AGAGGGAGAAAAGCGAACUGUCUGUCCACAUUCUGCGGCUUUUUCGGUUCAGUCUGUCGGGGGAAAGACCGAGACCUUUUUUUAACAGGAGUGAAGUUCGCCGUGCUUCAGCUCCAGGUGACCAGACAUCUGCUGCAAUGUUAACGCAGAGUUGAAACUACAGAUCUACCAGUCCUGAUACAUGACAGUAUACACCAGUCAUGGAGUUCAACAAAUUGGUGACCUUGUGGAUAUUUUGCUUGUGUCUUAUUGGAGAAAGCUGGACUGAAAAAACAAGUUCACCAGCACCAGACAGUCAGGCUGUUGAAAAUGGGUUGUCAGAUUUUUGUCGCAUUGAUGAGCCACUAUGCAAAGAUGAGAACGCCAUUCUCAGCUACGAGGCCAUCCGUAGUAUCCACAAGCAGAUGGAUGAUGACGCAAACGGCAAUGUAGACGUGGUAGAAACAGACGGCUUCCUGAGAGAAGAUUUAAACUACCAUGACCCCAAGGCAAAGCAUAACAGCUUCCACGGGGAUGACCAGUUCAUCAGUGUGGAGGACUUGUGGAACGCAUGGAAGGGCUCUGAAGUGUACAAUUGGACGGUGGAUGAGGUGGUGGAAUGGCUCAUCACUUAUGUGGAACUGCCUCAAUAUGUGGAUGCUUUUCGCAAGAUGAAUUUCAAUGGAAGUGCCAUGCCAAGGCUUGCGGUAAAGAACGCCACAUUGACUCUCUCUAUUCUGAAGAUUCUGGAUCGCAGCCAUGUGCAAAAGUUACAGCUCAAAUCUCUGGACACCGUGCUGUUUGGAGCGCCCCUGAUGAAUCGACAUAACCACUUGAAGGACUUCAUGCUGGUAGUGUCAAUAGUCAUUGGCAUGGGAGGCUGCUGGUUUGCCUAUAUCCAGAACCGCUACUCCAAAGACCACAUGAAGAAGAUGAUGAAAGACCUGGAGGGCCUGCAGAGAGCUGAACAGAGCCUGCAUGACCUACAACAGAAGCUGCAGAUCGCCCAGGAGGAGCACCGUACAGUGGAAGUGGAGAAGGUGAACCUGGAGCAGAAGCUAAGGGAUGAGAUCAACACAGCGAAGCAGGAGGCCCAACGACUGAGGGAACUUCGUGAGGGCACAGAGAAUGAACUGAGUCGCCAAAAGUACGCAGAGGAAGAGCUUGAGCAGGUGCGCAUGGCAUUGAAGAAAGCCGAGAAGGAGUUGGAGUCACGAAGUAGCUGGUCGCCUCCAGAGCCCCUCCAGAAGUGGCUGCAGCUCACCCAUGAGGUGGAAGUGCAGUACUACAACAUCAAGAAGCAGAAUGCUGAACGCCAGCUCCUAGUGGCCAAAGAAGGGGCAGAGAAGAUAAAGAAAAAGAGGAACACUCUCUUUGGGACUUUCCAUGUGGCUCACAGCUCGUCUCUGGAUGAUGUGGACCACAAAAUACUGGCAGCAAAACAAGCCCUGGGCGAGGUGACGGCUGCAUUGCGGGAGAGGCUCAAUCGCUGGCAGCAGAUCGAGAUCCUCACAGGUUUUACCAUCGUCAACAACCCAGGCCUGCCUUCCCUGGCCUCGUCCCUCAAUCUGGACCCCACCUUCAUGGGCGGCAGAGCCACACCUCAGCACUUCAUCAUGUCUGACGACAUGGACGACAUGGACGAGGAUAUCGUCCCUGGAACUCUGCAAUAUGGCACCCGACUGUUGGAACGGCGAGCCAGUGACCUGUGGUCCGUCGGUUCAGAAUAUCAGCCCAUGUGGAAAUAUCCUGCUCCCAGUAUGAUGUCCCUGCGCCAACGCCACAUUGACCCCCAGCUGGCCAUGGGCUCCCAGAGGUUGGUAGAGAGCUGCCUGUUGGCUGGGCAGCAGGGAGAGGGAAGCCCACACCCAUCCAGGUCUAGGGCUGCCCUCAGACAGUCACGCAGCCAGUCGUUUGGGCAGCUCGAGUGUCUCCCUCUGCCUCCUCUUUCCUCGGCUGUGUCUCACCCCUCCAUCAUCUGUACCUCCAGCCUAAACCCUCAGUCCUUGUCCUCCCUGUCCUCCUCUUCCUCCUGCUUGCCCAGCUCUGUGGGUGGUGUUGUAGCCCCUCAUUCCUCCCAUGUACUUCAUACUUCUUUCCAGCCCAUGGACCCCAUUCCUGAUUUCACCUUCUCAGAUGUCUCCAAAGCACACUCCUCAUGCAGCAACAGUUUUGGGGACCUAAAUCGCUCUGAUUCUGACUCCUCCCUGUCCCUCUCCCAAGUUGGCGAUCGGCUGUCUGCCUACAGCACCAAAGGCCACCUAAUUAAGCCCACCUCUCUCAUACACGGCAUUUCCUGUCGUGCAGAUGACGCCGUCUCACAGCAUGCUCACACCCCUAAUGGAGGGAACCGCAUUCAUGAGGUCAGUCCUGUAGAUCCCCUCCCCGACAGCCCCAUACUCAUGAAGAACGUGUACGGCAUGGAGAAGUCGCCCAGUCUGGGGGAGAUCAACAACCUGACAGAGUCCUCCCGCUCCCUCAGCCCCAAUUCCACUGAACCUGACACACCUUCACCUACAGGAGGAGGGCAACCAGGGGCCGUGGGGGCAAAGGGUGGUACCCGCAUCCCACAACUGUCCUCCAAGAAGAGUCCACUGGAGGAGGACAGUGCCUCUACAGGAGAAGACACAGAUUCCACUGCCAGCCGCAAGAAACACACCUUCAAGAUCUUCAAGAAACAGAAGAAAUAAGGGCUACAUGAACUACUGGCUAUCAAAGCUGUUUGACUGUAUUCCUCUUGUCUGUUUUUGGGAAUAAAAAAAAGUUUCAAAAGUUUUUCGGGUUGAUGGCACAAGCUGUUGCCGCUGCCUCUUUUUGUGGGUGCAACAUCUACUCUGAGAAACUGGACUGUGGGAGCAACCCAUUGUUGAGUUUUAUCUGCUUAUUUGGUCAAUCUUGAACAUGUGGGGAAUGGGUAGGUUUGUAUAUUGGAAUGUAAAGUAUUAUUUAUUCUGCAGGAAAUUGUGCCAGUCUCAAAGGGAAAUGUGUCUCCCAGUUGGUUUUUCUUUCUUGUUCUACAAUCUAUAACAUUUUGCAUGUCUUCACUUUUGUUUGACUGAUACCUGAAUGCUCUUAGUGUUUGCUUGGUUCUUGUCGUUAACCUGCUUAGACAAACACUUGAUGUUUAUUUUAUUACUACCUAACCACCUAGCCUACAAAUCCAAAGUGAAUGCACACUCUUUUUUUUUCUUCACUGAGUACUUUGUUUUUAUUGAUGGUUACAAGUUUUUCUUGUCUUUUUUUGUCGUCUUCUUGGCAGAGCAAAUGACCCAUUCAGAGGAUCCCCAAGCAGAAGAAUAGUGAUAGAAAGCUCUCACUGAUUUGUUAGUGACUCUGAUCUCACUAGUGGUUGUCAAAAAAUGCUGUGUCAUUUGAACUCAACACAGCAACAGCAGCUACUUGGUGUGGUUUAGACUCUCUAGAAAUGAAUAAACAAAUGGAUUUAAAAGGCUAAAUAAUAACUGAUCUGAAUCACCUUGUAUACACAUGAGAGUUGGAGAGAUGGUAAAUCACUCCACAAAUUACCCAAUUUUCCCCCAGGGAUCAAUAAAGAAUUUCUUUUUGAUUUUGAUUCUAAAAAUUAUAAAAUGACCAAUCAAGUUGCAGUAUUAGACCUUCAUUUUUAGUGUUGAGUAGGAAUGCACAAUAAGAUCCACAUUCCUCAUCAUUGGACGAUAAAGUUUUCUGAUUUUGCCCAGUACAUUUUUAAAAAUAUUGGGUGUAUACAUCUGCCAGUGGGCCUUCACUCUAAUAGCAGUCGUAAUAAUAUGUUAGUGCUACUACAGGAGAGAGUUGAUGUUCUCACCAGUUAGGUGGAGAAGAAAAGUGCAUAUAUGUGCAAUUGGCCCAAAGUGAGUUGCUGUUGUAGUUGAGUACAUGUGAGCAUGUCGGUGUGAGAGACAAGUGCUUUAUUGAAAUGUUCAGCCUUUAAACAUCGCCCACGAUUUGAACAUGUUUCAAAAGGUCCUGCAAAUGUAGGUCCAUUCUUUCAUUGUUAGGCAGAGGUGUUACCAAAAGCAUGAUUACCAAAAUGUCUGAAAAGACCCAAGACAGCGUGACAGUGAACUUUUCUCUAACUGUGUGCUGAAUUAAAGAAAAAGAAAAUAGGAUACACUUUUGGAGAAAGUGUACUUCUUAAAGACAGCACAAAUUACUUGAAGCAGUUGUUUUUUGUUUGUUUGGUUUUUUUUCACAACUCUUGUUUUUGGAGAUUAUACUCUUAAUAAAUGGGAAAUUGGAUUAAUAAGUUUAACUCAGAUUUUGGCUCCUGCUAUCCUCUGGCUUAUUGUUUCUGUGACUAUUUUGGGCAAUGAAAUCUUGGCAGCAGUUUGUCAGCAUGAUGUGGGUGCUGGUAAGGGCUAUAGUCAAGAGGCAAAAUCAUUUGCUCUGUGUAAGACAGAAACUUUCAAAUUGUAAUGACUUUGUAAUCCAUCUUUUUAUGGAAGAUUUAGCUCACCAGUUUAUGGUAACAAAAGACGAAUCAAGUGCCAAAUUACUGUUUCUGUGAGAGGCCUUUGUAUUUGUAGUGUGUUUGGCCCUUUGAGCCCCUUUUAGACAGAACACAAAACAUGACAUACAUAUAUAUAGUCUGUAAUGUAUAACCUGAGUAUACACACUGAAUGUCCAAGGGUAUAGUUAUUGUAACAGUAUCCUCAGUGCAGUAUGUUUACAUUUGUUACAAAUAAUUUCUAUCCUCCAGUUACCACAACAAAGAACAUUAUGCCAGUUUUAAUAAUGUCAGCUUUGUGCGAGCACAGAACUAUGCAUCAGUAGUUGUAGACGAUUCCUAAAGUAGUAGUAGGGACACUUAGGGUGUUCCUAGCCAAUGAACAACCAAAAAGUGCUGCAGAAGACACAGUUGGCCUCCCCCAGCCUCAUGAUGUAACCGGUGGUUUGGAUGUAGAAGACGUUUAAAUAUUUUACUUUGAAAACCAGUUCAAAAUGUAUGUCAGUUUCCUACUGGUACUUUUCUAAAGUGUCAUUUGUACCUCUUUUGCACGAGCUGUAAAUGGAUUAUGCCAUCAGAACGUGUGUGUGAGCGAACGAGUGAGCAAGCUUGUGUCUGUCUGUCUGUCUGCUCCCAGUAUAAUGCACUGUAAUGUUGAUGCAUGUCAACUGCUGUUACGAAACCUAUAUUGGGUUAGAAGAGUGGAUCAGCUUCAGCUCUUUAUUCCCCACCCGACUUUUUCUUUCUGUUUGUUUUUGGCUUCUAUUUAUGAAAACAUACAGUAUAUUUGUACAGAGAAAAUGAGAAUUUUGCAUCUUCUGUGAUGGUCUAGACUUUUAUGGCACUCCUGCAUGAUAGCAAUAAACUAUUUUGAAUGAAA
This is a messenger RNA of Scatophagus argus, 5306 nucleotides long. It is a transcript of the gene stim1a, whose product is annotated as stromal interaction molecule 1a. The transcript has 14 exons. The record is from RefSeq and is a predicted model, not a curated record. NCBI's taxonomy places the organism in Eukaryota, Metazoa, Chordata, Actinopteri, Scatophagidae. The coding region runs from base 201 to 2669 and encodes 822 amino acids. Gene Ontology annotation, molecular function: protein binding; calcium ion binding; calcium channel regulator activity. Gene Ontology annotation, biological process: store-operated calcium entry; intracellular calcium ion homeostasis; activation of store-operated calcium channel activity. Gene Ontology annotation, cellular component: endoplasmic reticulum; plasma membrane.